This is a messenger RNA of Zalophus californianus (California sea lion), 624 nucleotides long. RefSeq names its product thymocyte nuclear protein 1-like. Gene Ontology annotation, cellular component: nucleus. The transcript has a single exon. Lineage: Eukaryota; Metazoa; Chordata; Mammalia; Carnivora; Otariidae. The record is from RefSeq and is a predicted model, not a curated record. Bases 1 to 624 code for a protein of 207 amino acids.
AUGCCGAAACCCCGGAAGAGGCUCGCUGGAGCUGCUGGGCCUGCUGGGCCAGACAAUAAGGGGCCAGCAGGAAAACGUACCAAGACUAAGAACCCAGUAGGGGCAUCAGCUACACUGGGUAACUCCAGCCCUGAGAAGACUUCAGCCUCUAAAAACUGUGGGAAGAAUCUAAGCAGUUACUGGCUGAUGAAGUCUGAGCCAAAAAGCCGACUAGAGAAAGGUGUAGAUGUGAAGUUCAGCCUUGAGGAUCUUAAAGCACAGCCCAAGCAGAAAGCAUGCUGGGAUGGUGUUAGCAACUACCAGGCCUGGAACUUCCUGCGAGCCAUGCAGCUAGAGCAAGAAGCGUUCUUCUACCAUAGCAACUGCAAAGAGCCAGGCAUUGCAGGACUUGUGAAGAUUGUGAAGGCAGCUUACCCAGACCACAACCAGUUUGAGAAAAACAAUCCCCAUUAUGACCCAUCCAGCAAAGAAGACAACCCCAAAUGGUCCAUGGUGGAUGUACAGUUUGUUCGGAUGAUGAAGUGUUACAUUACCCUGGCUGAGCUCAAAACCCAUUACCAAGCUCACAAAACCACUGGAGGCCCCUUAAAAAAUAUGGCUCUCUUCACUCGCCAGAGACUCUAA